CAUUAUCUGUCUGAUUCUAGAACGCAACGAGGCGAUACCAACACGAGCCUCAAAAGAUUAGAACGCACGACAGUUACUUUCAGUUCUAGGUGUCUUAUCAAACGUGAAUUAUUUUGACACCUGAUUUUUUAAUUAUUAAAAUAAUUGUUUUCACCCUUAACGCCAAUUUUAUGGUGUGAAGUGAUUUUUUUUUUUUUUUUUUAUAAAUUUCACAAUUCUUGAAAAUAUUUAACAAAGUGGAUUCCAAAUUUGGAAAUUGUGAUCCCAGUUUGGACAUGAAACACAGGACAAUACUUCCGGGGGAUUCCCUGUUCCAGUUCCUUCAAGAACGACUCUCUAAAUAUUCAUGAAAGUCUUGCUACAAAAGAAACCCACAAAAUCAAAAUGUCACUGGGUCAACGAAUUUCCGGAGCUGUCGCUGUCCUUAGAGGUGUCCCUUUGGAGACAAAGGAAAGCCACACAUCAAAGGAUUUGGAAAAAAUGACUUCCGAAAAUGAAGAGGAAAAAAAACCUAUUCCGUCUGACUCUCUGCGUAGACUUCAAGUGAUGAUAAAAUGGAUGGGUGAGAAUUUGGUAUUGGUGCUAACAAUUGCUGCAGUUUUAUUGGGCUUGAUUCUCGGAUUCCUAGGUCGAUUAGUAAAUUUCUCCUCACAUUCAAUAAUGCUCAUCAGCUUUCCGGGAGAAGUUCUUAUGCGUGUCUUAAAAAUGUUUAUUCUACCCUUGAUAAUAUCAUCGCUCAUUACAGGAAUGGCUCAACUUGAUGCACGAAGUUCCGGAAGAAUAGGGUUUCGUGCCUUAUCCUAUUACAUGGUCACAACAAUUCUAGCCGCGAUAGUGGGGAUUGCAAUGGUAUUGAUAAUUCAUCCCGGAAAUCCAGAAAUCAAACCUAAAGUGAUUGACACUCUCGGUGAGGAGUCCAAGAUAUCAACGAUUGAUGCCAUUCUGGAUAUAAUAAGAAACAUGGUACCGGAGAACCUCGUCCAAGCAUGCUUCCAACAGGUGCAGACAUCAUACGUGAAGAAGAAAAUAAUCAUCCUCGAGGGUAAAAAUCGAACGGACUACAUUUUGGAGCCAACAUUAGUCUACAAGGACGGGACCAACGUCAUGGGCAUGAUUGUUUUCUGCAUUGUUUUUGGACUUCUCGCCGGUCAAAUUGGACCCAAGGGCAAAAUUAUGAUCGACUUCUUUGCAGUGUUAAACGAUCUUGUUAUGAAACUGGUUGGCAUCAUUAUCUUGUGGUACUCGCCGUUUGGAAUAAUGUGCCUGAUAGCGGGAAAAAUCAUGUCCAUUCAAAAUCUAGCAAUGAUGGCACAAAUGCUUGGAUUAUACAUGAUCACUGUCAUCAUGGGUCUUUUAAUUCACGCCAUCAUCACACUUCCACUGAUUUUUUGGCUAUUGACGAAAAAAAAUCCCGCUGUAUUCUUUCGGGGUAUGAUGCAAGCCUGGAUCACAGCCAUGGGAACAGCUUCCAGCGCAGCAACAUUGCCAAUUACCUUUCAGUGUUUGGAAGAAAAUAAUAAGCUUGAUCCGAGAGUUAGUCGUUUUGUUGUUUCGGUCGGUGCCACAGUAAACAUGGAUGGAACUGCACUUUACGAGGCUGUAGCAGCAAUUUUCAUUGCUCAAAUGAAUGGAAUUUCAUUGGGAAUCGGCGAUGUCAUCACAGUCAGUUUCACUGCUACAUUAGCAAGUAUAGGAGCUGCCAGUAUUCCAAGCGCUGCGCUAAUCACUAUGCUUCUGGUAUUGACUGCUCUUGGACUACCAACGAGCGAUGUUUCUUUACUUUUCGCUGUUGACUGGUUAUUGGAUCGACUGAGAACAUCAAUUAACGUUCUGGGAGAUGGUUUUGGAGCAGGAAUAGUUUAUCAUCUAAGUAAAGACGAAUUAGAAGAAAUGGACGCGGAGAAAAAAUUUGAGGGUAUGGAAUCAGGAAUGUCUCCUAUUGAACUUGAUGAAUGUCAAGAAUCUGCUACGAGUCCUAUCUCUACAUCUGAAACAAAAAUUUAAAUGAAACCAACCAUAUUAUUAAAGAAACAAAAAAAAUCCAAUUUUUCACUUCAGCAAUACUAACAAUAAAAAAACGAGACUACCAAAAUAUCAAGAGCAUGAUAAGUACAAAAAAGUAGAGAAAACGAGUGAUUUAAAAAAAUCUAAUACAUAGAUUGAUUAAAUUCUCGAAUAAUUGUAAGAAAUAUAUGUAAAACGAUCUAAUAUUCUAAGACUAAUUGUGUGCAAGUCCCCCUCCUAGACAAUGCACCUAUUAUUGUAUGAAAAUUUAAUUAAAAAACAAUAAAAAAAAAUGAUGACCAUUUUUUCAAUAUAAACAAAUUCUAAAAUGUGUUCUAUCAACAAUUUUACGAAUAGAUUCUUUACGUCAAUUUUUUUAGGAUAAUCAAUUUUUACAAAACAAUUUUGUUAAUAACAUCAUUCAAGUAUUUAUCAAUGACGUUUAUGAAAUUGUACAUUAUGAAAUAAAUAAAUGUAAAAAUUCCACAUUAACGGAAUAAUUUAUUUGUACUUUAUCACUUAUGAAUUGCGCAGUGAAAUACAUAUUUACAUCCAUUCUUAUUGCCUAGAUAUUAUUUUUGAGACACACGUACAUUAUGACUUGUUUUUAGAACGAAGAUCCUUAAUAAAAUUAUUCCUGCGUCUUAAAUACGACGAACUUUAGAAUAAAGAAAAAAAAUUUAAUGAAUUACUUGCAAUCUCAGUACACGUGUACCAUACCGUAGAGGAAUGUCCAGAAUAGUACAUAUGU
Molecule: messenger RNA, 2755 nt
Organism: Leptopilina boulardi
Lineage: Eukaryota; Metazoa; Arthropoda; Insecta; Hymenoptera; Figitidae
Product: excitatory amino acid transporter-like
Exons: 9
Coding region: 385-2004 (539 amino acids)
Biological process (GO): L-glutamate transmembrane transport
Cellular component (GO): plasma membrane
Molecular function (GO): neutral L-amino acid transmembrane transporter activity; L-glutamate transmembrane transporter activity; glutamate:sodium symporter activity
Source: RefSeq, a predicted model, not a curated record